AUGAGUUCGUGCAGCAGCCGAGCGCUCACCAUCCUGUCCACGGUGUUCGGGGCCUGCGGGCUGCUGCUGGUGGGCGUGGCCGUGUCCACCGACUACUGGCUCAUCAUGGUGGAGGGCAUCAUCCUGCAGCAGAACCAGAGCAUGGAGGUGAAGAUGGCGCUGCACUCGGGCCUGUGGAGGGUCUGCUUCGUGGCCGGAUCGGAAAACGGGAAGUGCGUCGCGUCGGAGUACUUCACCGAACCCGACAUCGAGAUCACGACUGAGAACACGGCCAACAUCCUGAAGAUGGUGCGCACCGCCACGCCCUUCCCCAUGGUGUCGCUGCUCUUCGUCUUCACCGCCUUCGUCAUCAGCAACAUCGGGCACAUCCGGCCGCAGCGCACCAUCCUGGCCUUCGUCUCCGGCAUCUUCUUCAUCCUCUCAGGCCUCAGCCUGGUGGUGGGCCUGGUGCUCUACAUCUCCAGCAUCAACGACGAGGUGAUGAACCGGCCCAGGGAGCCCGAGCAGUUCUUCAACUACCACUACGGCUGGUCCUUCGCCUUCGCCGCCUCCUCCUUCCUGCUCAAAGAGGGGGCAGGUGUGAUGUCCGUCUACCUGUUCAUGAAGCGCUACGCCGAGGAGGAGAUGUACCGCCCCCACCCGGCGCUCUACCGCCCCCGGCUGUCCGAGAGCAGCGACUACAGCGGCCAGUUCCUGCACCCGGAGUCGUCCUGGCCGCCGCCGAAGCGAGGACGCAGCACGUCCGAGGCGUCCAGCGACAUCUCCAUCCAGCUCAACCAGACGCCGCCGCCGCCGCCGCCGCCCAAGGCCGGCCUGCAGCCGGGCGGCCCGGGCAGCCCGCCCUCCGCCUCCUCCUCCGCCGGCAGCUACCAGCAGGCCGCCGGCUACCCCUCCACCCACACCCUGCCCCGCUCACACCCCUCCCACCCCCAGGGCCAGGCGCUGCCCAUGACCAUGCCCCCGUCCCCCGUACCGCCGCCCCACUACCACACGCACAUGCACAUGAGCGCCUCCCCCUGUUAG
Molecule: messenger RNA, 1023 nt
Organism: Stegastes partitus (bicolor damselfish)
Lineage: Eukaryota; Metazoa; Chordata; Actinopteri; Pomacentridae
Gene: cacng7b
Product: calcium channel, voltage-dependent, gamma subunit 7b
Exons: 5
Coding region: 1-1023 (340 amino acids)
Biological process (GO): neurotransmitter receptor internalization; neurotransmitter receptor transport, postsynaptic endosome to lysosome; calcium ion transport
Cellular component (GO): postsynaptic density membrane; AMPA glutamate receptor complex
Molecular function (GO): voltage-gated calcium channel activity; channel regulator activity
Source: RefSeq, a predicted model, not a curated record